Messenger RNA from Synchiropus splendidus (mandarinfish), 2598 nucleotides. It is a transcript of the gene grk6, whose product is annotated as G protein-coupled receptor kinase 6. Gene Ontology annotation, cellular component: cytoplasm; plasma membrane. The record is from RefSeq and is a predicted model, not a curated record. Gene Ontology annotation, biological process: protein phosphorylation; regulation of signal transduction; signal transduction. Gene Ontology annotation, molecular function: G protein-coupled receptor kinase activity; ATP binding. NCBI's taxonomy places the organism in Eukaryota, Metazoa, Chordata, Actinopteri, Syngnathiformes, Callionymidae. The transcript has 16 exons. The coding region runs from base 167 to 1897 and encodes 576 amino acids.
AGGGCUGCGACGAUCGCUGGACGGGACUCCGCCGAAGCCGAAACGUUGGCUCGCAUGUUCCCCUGACAGGAUGAGGUGGUCGGUGCUUUAGGGAUACGCUAAGAUCGGACCCUUCAGGGGGAGGAGGAGCUCGGACCAGUGUUGUUGAAGCCAGGAGAGAGCAGACAUGGAGCUGGAGAACAUCGUGGCGAACACGGUGCUGCUGAAAGCUCGGGAAGGUGGAGGAGGCAACAGGAAGGGAAAGAGCAAGAAGUGGAAGCAGAUGCUGCAGUUUCCUCACAUCAGUGCGUGUGAAGACUUGCGACGGGACACAGAGAGAGACUACAGCAGCCUGUGUGAGCGACAGCCAAUCGGACGUCUGCUCUUCAGACAGUUCUGUGAGACUCGACCAGAACUCAGACGUUGCGUGAAAUUCCUGGAUGCUGUGGCGGAAUAUGAGGUGACGCCGGACGAGAAGAGGAAAGACUGCGGUCAAGAACUGAUCAACAAAUUCUUCAAUCCAACGUCAGAAGAUCACGUGCCUGAAGUGGAGGAGAAUAUGACCCAGCAGUGCUCGGAGCGGCUGCAGGAGGAGGCCUGCAAGGAGCUCUUCAACCACUGUACCAAAUUGAUCCACGACUACCUGAGUUUGGCGCCGUUCACUGACUACCUCGACAGCCAGUUCUUCAACAGAUUCCUGCAGUGGAAGUGGCUGGAAAGGCAACCAGUGACCAAGAGCACCUUCAGACAGUACAGAGUGUUAGGGAAAGGAGGCUUCGGUGAGGUGUGUGCAUGUCAGGUGAGAGCCACGGGGAAGAUGUACGCCUGCAAGAAGCUGGAGAAGAAGAGGAUCAAGAAGAGGAGAGGAGAAGCCAUGGCCCUGAAUGAGAAGCAGAUCCUGGAGAAGGUCAACAGCAGAUUUGUGGUGAGUCUGGCCUAUGCCUAUGAGACUAAGGACGCCCUCUGUCUGGUGCUGACGCUCAUGAAUGGAGGCGACCUCAAGUUCCACAUCUACCACAUGGGUGAGGCGGGCUUCGACGAGCGGCGGGCGGUUUUCUAUGCCGCAGAGAUCUGCUGCGGCCUGGAGGACCUGCACCGCGAGCGCAUCGUCUACAGGGACCUGAAACCUGAGAACAUCCUGCUGGAUGACCACGGUCACAUCCGGAUCUCAGACCUGGGACUGGCCCUCUACGUACAGGAGGGUCAGAGCAUCAAGGGCCGGGUGGGAACCGUCGGGUACAUGGCUCCAGAGGUGGUGAAGAAUGAGCGGUACACCUUCAGCCCGGACUGGUGGGCGCUGGGCUGCCUGAUGUACGAGAUGAUCGAGGGCCAGUCGCCGUUCCAGCAGAGGAAGAAGAAGAUCAAGAGGGAGGAGGUUGAGCGGCUGGUGAAGGAGGUGGAGGAAGAGUAUUCCAGCAAGUUCUCAGAUGAAGCCAAGUCCUUCUGCAAGAUGCUCCUUGCCAAAGAUCCAGCCCAGCGACUUGGUUGCCUUGGAAACGGAGCGUCAGAGGUCAAAGAGCACCUCAUCUUCCACUCCAUCAACUUCAAACGUCUGGAGGCCGGAAUGUUGCAGCCACCAUUCGUGCCUGAUCCCCAGGCCAUCUACUGCAAAGAUGUACUGGACAUCGAGCAGUUCUCGACGGUGAAAGGGGUCGAACUGGAGCCCAAGGACGAGUCGUUCUACAGCGACGUGUCGACGGGCUGCGUCUCCAUCCCCUGGCAGAACGAGAUGAUUGAGACGGAAUGCUUCGCUGAGUUGAAUGUUCUGCAGCCGGACGGCUCGGUUCCUCCUGACCUGGACUGGAGAGGUCAGCCGCCACCUCCGCCGCCCAAGUUAGGACUGCUGCAGCGGCUAUUCGGCAGACAGGAAUGCUGCGGGAACUGCAGUGACAGCGACGACGAGCCGACACGACUUUGACGACACUUGUGCACAUUUAUACUUUGAAAAAGUGAGAGAGAACUCUAGGACACUGAACUCUCAAACUGUCGCUGGCUGUAAAAGUGCCUUGCUCAAUGGAACUGUGAUAACUACCGAUGGUACUGCUGAGUCCAGGAAAUUUGACCCCACAACCUCCAGAUGCUUUCAUUGUGAAAUUUCUGGAGCAGAAGUUAAAUAUUUUAUGUCAAUUUCUUUUGUUUGGGACUCAAACUUGUUUUAUUGUAAAACACUGAAAUGUAUUUAUAGAGGUUGAAAACGAACAGCUAAAUAUAAAAUAAGUCGCCCCUGAAAAUAUUUAAAUUAAAAGAACAAGGCCUGAAAGUUGAAAAGAAAGACUUGAUGGACUGGAUCAAGUCGGAGGACGUCACACACAUCUGUGGACUGGGUCACAACUCUGGUGAACCCGUUCUGGCCUUGAAGAGAAACUGCCGUUGCCAUGGAGGAGAGGAACUAGCAUCUGAUGAAUAAAGUUACCUCUGAGCACUGAGGAGUCCAGCCUUUCUUCAUCCCUCAGGUUCCUCUUCACAGCUUCUCCUGCGCUGAUGGACGGAGUCAUGAUGUGAAGGCUGAUGUGGUUCGAGUUGCCUGGCUGUGGGGGGUAAAAUAUCAUCGAGAUAUGAGUUUCAGUUUCUGUGUUCCAACUUGUUUUGUUGCUGGUUUUUGAUAAUAAAGUCAGGUAU